CUUUAUCGCUACACCCGUUAUCUCUUACUGUCUCUCGCAGUUUCUUCCCCUCAGUCAUCUUCCAUGGCUGCCACCGUCUCGCCCUCCAUUUUCGUUACUCGUCUCCCUUCACCAUCUCACAAGAUUAGCAUUCUCCCUUCCUCCUUUCUCCCAGGCUUCGACUCCACACCGAAGAUCUCUUUCCGCCCACUUCUCCACAGAGAGUGCUCCCUUCUUCGCUCUCCGAGGCCUUUCAUCGUCAAAGCCAUGGCCCCUCCAAAGGGAAAAGCCAAGAAGGUGGUGGGUGUGAUCAAGCUCGCUCUUGAUGCGGGGAAGGCCACGCCUGCGCCGCCGGUUGGACCUGCGCUGGGCUCGAAGGGCGUAAAUAUUAUGGCUUUCUGCAAGGAGUACAAUGCCAAGACGGCGGAGAAGGCUGGCUAUGUGAUUCCAGUCGAGAUUACCGUUUACGAUGAUAAGAGUUUUACUUUCGUGUUGAAGACACCGCCGGCCUCAGUUCUUCUCCUCAAGGCCGCAGGAGUGGAGAAAGGUUCGAAGGAGCCCAAGUUGCAGAAAGUGGGGAAAGUAACUAUCGACCAAGUCCGGACCAUAGCGCAGGAGAAACUGCCUGAUUUGAACUGUACAACCAUUGAAGCUGCCAUGAGAAUCAUUGCUGGUACUGCUGCUAACAUGGGAAUCGACAUUGAUCCUCCAUUACUUGAGCCAAAAAAGAAACAGCUUCUUUUAUAGGAAUGUGCACGUGUUUAAAGGUUAUAUUAAGAUGCUGAUGCUGGAGUUUAUCCAAUUUUUUUCAUUUUCAGUCGCAGGAGCUGUCAUUUUGUAUUAUUGCGUCAGGAAAUUAGGCCUGCAAAUGAACUUAGUUGAACGAGCAGGUGCUUGUUCAUAUCUGAGCUUAUUUAUUAACUUGUUUAAGCUUGUUUCAAGCUUUUAUAUUGUGUUCAAACUUGGUUCAUUUGAAGUGAUUGAUGCUCAUAUUUGGUUUGUGUUCGGUUUA
Molecule: messenger RNA, 991 nt
Organism: Dendrobium catenatum
Lineage: Eukaryota; Viridiplantae; Streptophyta; Magnoliopsida; Asparagales; Orchidaceae
Product: 50S ribosomal protein L11
Exons: 5
Coding region: 64-726 (220 amino acids)
Biological process (GO): translation
Cellular component (GO): ribosome; large ribosomal subunit
Molecular function (GO): structural constituent of ribosome; large ribosomal subunit rRNA binding
Source: RefSeq, a predicted model, not a curated record